Suillus bovinus is the source of this 420-nucleotide messenger RNA. RefSeq lists its product as uncharacterized. The record is from RefSeq and is a predicted model, not a curated record. The transcript is spliced from 2 exons. NCBI's taxonomy places the organism in Eukaryota, Fungi, Basidiomycota, Agaricomycetes, Boletales, Suillaceae. The annotation marks the transcript as partial.
UACAGGGGUCAUAGAGAAGAAUCAUGUAGGCCAAUUGAUGUCCUCGAGCUGACUGAACUUCGGGCACGCAAUCGCACAUUUAACGGUGCUUACCGCCGUACCGCCAUUGCUGCCCUUGGGUACGCACUAACGACCCUCCGACUGUUUGAUUCGCGUUUUCUUCGAAUUGGUAUUCUCUAUCUCGUUCUCUCCAUUCUCCUUUUCACUCUCGGGUUCAUUCGCGAUCGAAAUUCACGACAUGACUUUUCCGACGGAUCAAAAACUAGCGCUCUUUAUGAUCAGGCGCUCCCUACUCUCGGGCAGGAAGACAGACGAGAAUAUGGUCGCCCAUUCAUAACUGCUGGACGUGAUGUUGUUGCUGUUGGUGCACUCGUGAUGAUAGUGGAAAUCCUGUUGCUUGUGUUUGUACUUCAAGUGUAA